Molecule: messenger RNA, 5128 nt
Organism: Phoenix dactylifera (date palm)
Lineage: Eukaryota; Viridiplantae; Streptophyta; Magnoliopsida; Arecales; Arecaceae
Source: RefSeq, a predicted model, not a curated record
CUCCUCCAACCCCUUUCUCUCUCUCCUUCUUCUCAUUUCUUCUUUUUUUUGCCCCACAGAGACAUAGAGAGGAGAGAGGAGUAAAGCAAACACCAACCCGAACGACUUUGAUCAGACGCGCACUCCGUUAGGGCUCUUUUUACCGUAACGGCUCGCGUUGUAGAGAGACAGAGGGAGGGGAAUGCCCGUGGGAGAGAUCGGGGAUCGAGCUCGAGGAUCGGAAUCGCCGGCGGGGGAGGCAGCGAAAGGUUGGGAGGGCUUGGGGAUUUGAAUUGCCGAGGGAAAUUUAUUAGCUGAUAAAGGAGCUGGUUGGUUGGCAUUGAGGAAAUGGACUCGGAUACUCCUCUCGACUACGCGAUGUUCCAGCUCUCGCCGAGACGUUCACGGUGCGAGUUGAUCGUUUCGGGAGACGGGAAGACCGAGAAGCUGGCAUCUGGAUUCUUGAAACCAUUCACCGCUCAUUUGAAGGUUGCUGAAGAACAGGCCUCACAGGCAGUUUCGUCGAUAAAGCUUGAGGUCGAGAGACGGAAAAAUGGUCGCACAUGGUUCAACAAAGGAACCCUCGAAAGGUUUGUUCGAUUUGUUAGUACACCUGAGGUGCUGGAAUUGGUCAAUACAUUUGAUGCUGAGAUGUCACAGUUGGAAGGUGCUAGGAGAAUAUAUUCACAGGGAGCUGGAGAUCCACCUUCUGGUACACUGGGUGAACAUGAAACAGCUGCAGCAGCAGCUGCAGACAUAACAAAGAAGGAACUUCUCAGGGCCAUUGAUAUGCGGCUUGUUGCUGUUAAGCAAGAUCUGACUACAGCUUGUGCUCGGGCAUCGUCUGCUGGAUUCACCCUUGACAAUGUCCCUGAACUUCUUCUUUUUGCAGACCAUUUUGGUGCACGUCGCCUGAACGAAGCAUGCACGAAGUUUGUUUCGCUAUGCCAGAGGCGGCCUGAGCUUGUUAGCCGCCAGCACACGCCACCAUCCCUGCCAUCACAAUGGAAGGGCUUUGAUGAAGGGAAUGUCCGUGCCUCCUCUGGCUCAGACAUGUCAAUAGAUGAACCGGAGGUGGAACCAAGUGGUGGUAAAUUACCCGGUAAUGUUGGUGGUGGGCUCAAGCUUCCGCAGUCCGGCAACAGCCAACAACCACACCUAAGCACGGCAGAGCUACCUGCUGCAAGUCACCAGCUCAAACCCAUUCCCAGGCGUUUUGUGGACAUACAAGCAGAAAAAGCAACAGAGGAGCCUCCUGCUGCAUCGGUGGCUGAACCAGCUCAGCAGGAUGUAGGAGGGGGUUCGAGGCGGCUGAGUGUGCAGGAUCGGAUCAACCUCUUUGAAAGCAAGCGAAAAGAACAGGCUGGAAGUUCUAACAACAGCACUAGUGGUGGUGUUAAUAAGGUGGCUGCAGGGAAGGGGGUGCAUCGAAGGUUUCCUUCUGAUGUCAGUGUGGAGAAGUCAGUGUUAAGGAGAUGGAGUGGUGCCAGUGACAUGAGCAUAGAUCUGAAUAGCGGCACUAAUAGUAACUGCAGUGAGAGGAAGGAGAGUGGGAGUGCUGCGGGGACCCCCACAUCUGUCAACUUCCAGGCCCAAUGCAUUGGUAAAACUGAAGAGAAGGAGGCUAGCGGAUUGAAGGAUACCGCUACAUCACACUUCUGUUUGGAUCUUAAAGAAUGCCAACCAGCAACUUCCUCUUCUUCCUCUUCUUCAUUGCCUUCAUCCCAGGCACAGAUCAAGGCUUUUCCUAAGGAUAGAGAUCGUACUAAGGAUGAAGGUACUGCAACAUCUAGUACCCAGUCAGGACCAGUUUUGGAAAAGGACCGGGAGAUUUGUCAGAAGAAUGUCUCUAUGGGCAGGGUGGAGAAUCAUGGAUUGAGUGAUCAAGCUUCUUGUCAGACCCUAGUGAAAGCCUCUUCAGAAUCAGGUGGGGGUGCUGGUUGGAAAGAGCAUGCAGCCAUUUGUGCCCAAUAUAAAGCCAUUUCGGAGGAACAUGUGAAAGAUGAAGCAGCUCUGCAGAUUCCCACGCGAGCUGUAUCAGCUGUAGCUGAGCAGGUUGGAUGGGAAAAUCAAGAAGUCUCAUGGUCCCAACCUGGAGAGGUUCCUUCAGGAGCAGACAGUGCUGGAGCGAAGGAUCAACCAAACACAGUUACCCAAUUCCGUACAUUUGUGAGGAAAACAGAGGGUAUUGAAGUGAAACCAAAAGGCCCAUCAAAUUCGCGAUUUCCAUUCAAAUCUUCAUCUGGCAAGACGGAAGGCAUCUCCCCGGAGAGUGACUUGCUGACUCCCCAACCUCAGUGUAGAACUUUUCCUGGAAAACUGGAGGAAGCAGGGGUAAAAGUGGCAGCUGCUUCUCAGGUUCCAUUUGGUUCUGUUCCAACCAAGCCAAAAGAAGGUUCUGGUCCCCAGGGAACAAAUUUGCAUCAGCAAUCAUCUGCUCCCAAUCAGAUUAGGAAGUUGCAGGGACAGAGAUAUGAAAGAGCAUAUGAUGAAGGAAAUGCUGUUCCAGUUUUUCCUGGGAAGAGGGCUAAGGAAAGCAUGGAAAUAUUCGAUUCACCCUCCACAUCUUCGAUGGAGCAGGUUCAGGUGGUGAGGCCAUCAAAAGGAAAUCAGGAGCUGAAUGAUGAACUGCAAAUGAAAGCGAAUCAAUUGGAAAAACUUUUUGCUGCGCACAAGCUCAGGGUUCAGAGUGAUCAGAUGGCUGCUUCUCGAAGAAGCAAACCUGCUGAUGUGCAGGUCGAUCAUGCACCCAAGUCCGUAGAGAAAAAAGCAGCGGUAGCUCUUCUUAAGCAAUUAGCUGAGAGCAAUUCUAGUAAUGGAAUAGACUUUGAUGCUAAUCUGUUGUUGAAGAGGGUAGAUAAUCAGGACUUCGGUACUAACAUAAAGCAGAAACUUGACUCCCUCGGUCCAUCAGAUGAUUCUAGAGGAAAAUUAUAUAAGAGAUAUAUGCAAAAACGGGAUGCAAAGCUAAGGGAAGAGUGGGGAUCUAAAAGGGCUCAAAAGGAAGCAAAGAUGAAGGCUAUGCAUGACAGCUUAGAACGUAAUCAGUCUGAAAUGAGGGCCAAAUUUGCAGGAUCUGCUGCUGCACAAGAGUUGGCUAACAGUCAUCACCGUGCAGAGAAGUUGAGGUCUUUUAAUGCCCGUUCAGCUUUAAAAAACAAAGACCAGCAGGCAGUAGCGUCCCUUCCUGGAGAGGAUGGAGAUUUUCAAGAACCUUAUGAACAGGUUGAUUAUGGCCAAGAUAAAACAUAUAGUGAUAAUCUAUUUGGUGAUGGUUCUUCUAAAAGCAACAACUCCAGAAAGCUUCCAUCUAGUAAAAGUUUGUCUUCCUCCACACCUCGGACAUCAGCAGCAUCAUUCCUUAAGUCUUCUGCCAAAGCAACCAACACUUGUUCUGUAAAACGCAGGACCCAACCUGAAAAUCCUCUUGCACAAUCUGUUCCCAACUUCUCUGACUUAAGAAAGGAAAACACAAAACCAUCAGCAGGAAUUAGCAGGGCAAAUACACGUGUACAGUCAAGAAACUUUUCUCGAAGCAAGAGCAACUGUGAAGAGGUGAACCUUGUGAAGGAAGACAAGCCACGUAGGUCGCAGUCCAUGAGGAAACCCUCUGUUGGUCCUUGUGAAUUGAAGGACCUUUCGCCUCUCAAUUCUGAUAGUGCCAGUUUGACACCUUUAAGGAUUUCUAAGGAGCAAACUGAGCCAGUUUUUCUUAAUAAAGUCCAGAAGAAUGGUGAAUCGAAAUCAUUUCUCGGGAAGGGCAAUGGUUUAGGACCUGGUGCUGGAGCUGGUGUAGCUAAAGUCAAUGCCUCCAGGGUUUCUGAGGUGCUAAAAGAUGGAGAAGAUUUUGAAGGAAUGGUGGAUCAGCGGGAGGAUUCACCUGACAUGGUUAAAGAUGACGAGGAACUCGAAAGAACAUCUGCUGAAGAAAAUCCUGAUGCCACAGAUUUUCCUGCAGACUCAGAUAGUGAAAAGCCAAGACUGAGCCAAGAAUUCGGAAAUUCUGAUGACCCUGUAUCAGAAGAUGGCAAUGUUCCAAGAUCAUUCUCCCAAGUAGAUGAUGAUAUGUCUGCUGUUUCUACAAAGUUUAAUACUUUUGCAGGAAAUGUGCAGGAAUCACCAGGAGAAAGCCCUGGAUCAUGGAACUCACACAUACAACAUUCAUUUUCUUAUGCAAAUGAGACAUCAGAUGUUGAUGCUUCUGUAGAUUCACCUACAGGCAGUCCAGCAUCUUGGAACUCUCACCCACUGAACCAAAGGAUGGAAGCUGAUGCUGCUCGGAUGAGAAAGAAAUGGGGAAGUACUCAGAUACCAAUGCUCGUUGCUAAUGCAUCUCAGCAACCGCGAAAGGAUGUGACAAAAGGUUUCAAGCGAUUGUUGAAAUUUGGUAGAAAAAGCAGGGGUGUAGAGAGUUUGAUAACUGAUUGGGUAUCUGCCUCAACGGCUUCCGAAGGUGAUGAUGACACAGAAGAUGGCCGCGAUUUGGCAACACGUCCAUCAGAUGAUCUGAGGAAGUCGAGAAUGGGCUACCCUCUUUCUGCUUACGAUGGCUUCAAUGAGGGCGAGGUCUUUCCUGAACAAGCUCACUCUUUACGCAGCUCCAUUCCAAAUGCUCCUGCAAACUUCAAGCUGAGGGAGGACCAUCUUACUGGAAGUUCCUUGAAAGCACCCCGCUCCUUCUUCUCUCUUUCAACCUUUCGGAGCAAGGGAAGCGAAUCCAAGCUUAGGUGACUAUGGAGAGCAUAUAAUAUGGCUGAAGUGAUAUACCACUGUGAAUUUCUCGAUGGAUGUUAUGCAUCUGCAUUAUUUUAUGAUAUCUCAGGUAAUUCAUGUGAUUGCGAGUUGUGGUCUCCCUAUUUCUUUGCGGUCCCAGCUUUGCAUAAUGCUGGACAUCUAGAAUUUUUUAGGCUAACAUGCCAAUUGGCACGGAAGUACUGUCAUUUUGGGUAGUCCAGCAUUUCCUCUCCAUUUGUAGUAUUAUUAUAUUAUCAAAAUUAGAGGAACAAGAACCAGUAAUGAUAUGCUGCUACGCAAUUGUUUUGUACAAAUUAAAGAGACUUGCUCUGUUCUUUGUGCUUCUUGUCAAUCUGUAUGUUGUGUGUAUUGGAUUUCUCUUGUACUGUUUGGUUUAAUGGCUUCUAGUCCAAUA